Molecule: messenger RNA, 1792 nt
Organism: Cydia splendana
Lineage: Eukaryota; Metazoa; Arthropoda; Insecta; Lepidoptera; Tortricidae
Product: alpha-tocopherol transfer protein-like
Exons: 8
Coding region: 308-1228 (306 amino acids)
Cellular component (GO): membrane
Molecular function (GO): phosphatidylinositol bisphosphate binding
Source: RefSeq, a predicted model, not a curated record
AGAUACCAAGACGGAACGCACUAACCACAGAAUAUCAAAAGAGUACCAUCUACCCCCAGCCCAUGCACUUGCAACCGCGCUCAAACCGCGUGACGAAAUAAUAAAAGCAGCGAGCUGGCUGAAUCGCUUGCAUUCGAGACAGCGCGGGCACGCGCCACGAUUCGAAAAAAACUUUUCCAAAUUCAAACUUUUCUUUUUAAAACAGUGUUCUAAAACUACAAACACGUUGCGUUCAAGUGCCAGUGUGUACAUCGUAGAGACUUUGGCGUGUGACUUGAUAUUUCAUUUUAAAGCUCCUAAAGCCAAGAUGACUCUAGAACAGCCUGCUGGUGAGAUGUGGCAGAAGAUCCGCGAGGAGCUGAACGAGAAAGCGGACACUAAGGAUGCUGACCUGGCCCAUAUCAAGGAGUGGCUCAAGAAGGAACCUCAUCUUCCUGAUGAGUUCGAUGACCAGCGUAUCAUGACCUUCCUGCGCGGUUGCAAGUUCUCCCUGGAGAAGACCAAGCGUAAACUAGACAUGUACUUCACCAUGCGUUCGGCCGUGCCCGAGUUCUUUACCGACCGCGAUGUCACCCGCCCAGAGCUCCAGGAGAUCCUCAAUAUUGUGCAAAUGCCGCCUCUGCCUGGACUUACUCCCGAGGGUCGCCGUGUCAUCUUAAUGAGAGGCAUAGACAAAGACAUCCAAACCCCGAACGUGGCAGACGCAUUCAAGCUGGCGCUCAUGCUGGGCGACGUGAGGCUAAAUGAGGAGAAGGAAGGAGUAGCUGGAGACGUUUACAUCCUCGAUGCUUCCGUGGCCACGCCUACACACUUCGCCAAGUUCACGCCAACGCUGGUGAAGAAGUUCCUCGUGUGUGUACAGGAAGCCUACCCAGUCAAACUGAAGGCAGUCCAUGUGGUCAACGUGUCGCCAUUGGUCGACAAGAUCGUCAACUUCGUCAAACCUUUCAUCAAGGAAAAGAUCAGAGACAGGAUUCAUCUUCAUUCCGAUAUCAAUGAGCUCUACAAGCACGUUCCUAAGGAAAUGCUUCCCACAGAAUACGGUGGGAACUGCGGCUCCAUGAAUGAUCUACAUAAUUCAUGGGUGAAGAAACUGGAAGAGUACAAAGAUUGGUUCGCUGAGCACGAAAACAUCAAAGCGGACGAAUCACUCCGGCCAGGCAAACCCACCAACUACGAUGAGCUCUUUGGCAUCGACGGUUCCUUCCGUCAACUUGUCAUCGACUGAUCAGUGGCGAAGACGUAAUCCUAGCUGAAAGCGACAUAUGAUCUCCAAAACUAUAAUAAGACUAGUGAUAGUUACUGUGGUAGCUAUUUUUUAUAUUGUAGCUCUGUUUUGUUUGUCGCUUCAGUUAGGAUAUAGCCUAACGACGAAUGGGAACGAUCUUAUUUCAAAAAUAACAAUGUCUUUCUGGUCAUAAGGCUCCAAUUGAUCGGUUGUUGGAAAGCGCCGUUAAACAUAACAAUAGUUUUCAUGUUAUUUUAUUGUCUAGAAGGACCGUCACCAUUCGUGUUUGGCGUUAGGUAUCAUUUUUAAUACUCGGCCAGAUUCAAAAGACUUUGUCAUACAAAAAAAACUCAAAUUGAUGUCUUUCUAAUUUGGCAAUGUAUUAUUAGCGUCUCUCUACUGUCGCUUUUCUUAGUUACCAUUUAGUCUAUUUGGUGCUCUUGUAUUAUAUGGACCAAAUAUUUUGUGGACCAAAGCUAAAGGUCCUUGCUCAAUGAUUGCGGUGAUAUGAUUGAUGUUUGCUUUGAAUAUUUUAGGCGUUUGGACCAAUAAAUACUCUAUUUU